AUGGCACAUAAAGUUAAAACGAAUCACUACGUCGCUACUCAUAGAUCAGGGGUGGACUCACCGUCGUCUGGGGGAUUUAUACACAGAGCAUCAUCGAGGGAUGAAAACGACAGCCACCGAGCACCCUCUGAAAGGACGCUAUCGGAAUACACGACGAUAGACGAACGGAAACGCUCUCCCUCCGGCGAACAUAGAAGUGGCAAGAGACACAAUGGUUCACCACGAGACUCUGGCUCCGAGGUGUAUGUCACCAGCGCCGCUUAUAGACCACCCUCGGAGAUCAGUCGUCAGUCGCGCGCCCCCCGCAGCGUGUACUCGUACCGUAGCGCAGUGGCGCCCUCUCUCGCCUCCACACACCGCUCCAAGGUGUCCAGGAAGGCGGGUGUUCGUGUGGAGGCCAUGUCAGCUCCCAACCCUUUCUGCCCCAACGUGAAGGGCAUGUGUUGUCUGAUGCUGCUCCUCAACCUUGGCCUCAUACUCGUAACGCUAGGGUUCGUCAUCGUGUUACAAUUCUUUGAACCUCUAUUCGUUUGGAUCCUAGGCAUAGUGUUCCUCAUCUUCGGUUUCAUCACGCUGGUGGGUAGUCUUAUAUACUGCGUAGUUUUAUGUAGAGAGAACCCUUACCCGCGUUACCCAGACCACUUCUAUUGGACCCAUCACUGGUCAAAAACCAUCGGGCCUUCGGAGAUACACUACACCAGUGAGAAGCCUUACAGACAGACGGACAACAGAUAUAAUAAAUAUAACGGGAAGUAUUCAGACAGAGAGAGCGCUAAAGGAUACUCGGAUAGGGAGAGCAAACUCAGCCGAUACUAG
Molecule: messenger RNA, 816 nt
Organism: Danaus chrysippus (African queen)
Lineage: Eukaryota; Metazoa; Arthropoda; Insecta; Lepidoptera; Nymphalidae
Source: the annotation of a GenBank genome assembly